AUGUUAGCCGAACACCCCAUGAUCUAUCUUCCCCGAAUUAACGGAGAAACCACCCCCAAACCCAGCAGAAACACCCCGGAUGCCGUCCUGCAGCAGCCACACAGCAGCAACCCUCCCUCGGAGGAGGUCGAAGUGCUCACCCAGUCGCUCGCACUCAGGCUCCAGGAACUCGCCACCGCAAACAACGACGGCCUGCUCGACGACGACGAGUACCGCACCCUCAGGAAGGGCCUCUUCGACCAGAUCAAUGCCGGCAACCAACAGCCCGUCCUCAUCCAACGCCCCUCAAACCUCGCCCUCUCAUCCCCCCUCGGAUCCGCCUCCUUCCGCGAACCCGAAUCAAGCUCCCAGCACCAAAUACCUAGCCAAUGCAAUUCGCCCGGCCCGAAAUCGAUCCACACGAACGACAGACGCUCACAGUACGAUGCACCCACGCUCAGGUCGGCGCGCUCCACACGCUCGACCUCGUCGUUUCUGCACAUGAUAUUCCGCCGGCCGUCGCGGCAGAUGAACGGGACGGCCGAGGAGCAGAUGUCCGAGGGCCGGCAGCGGAGCACGCCGAGCCGGGCGGGCUCGGUGCACUCGGCGAUGUACUCGGACUCGGGCCAGUCGAGUCUCUACACCCACCCCUCCGCGGGCGGGAUGCGGAUGGGCAGCAACGGCCAGCUCUCCGCCAGCAUGCGGCCCUCCGCCACCGCCCCGGGAGACUUCUCCUCGCCCAGCAGCCGCCGCGCCGAGUCCGCCUACAACGACGCCUCGCCGCUUCCCCGAAGAGCGCCCUCGCAAUACCUCUCCGCCAGCCCGUCCCCCCGGACGAUCAACGACCACCCACAACAAGCCUACCACCCCCUUCUCGAGACCUUCGACGAGAUGGAGAGGAACCUGGUGGCCAAGUACCGCACCAUGCCCCGCUCUGGGCCCGGCGGCCCGGUGACGAAGAUCGAGGAGCUCGACGAGCUCCUCGUCCUCAACCAACACCAGCAACAGAGCCAAGCGGCCUCGCCCACGCUCACCAUCGGCCCUUCCUCCUCCGCCACCGUCCGCGAACCACUGCCGAUCCCCGACGACCCCCUCUCCGCACGCCGCCAGUCCUCAACCCGGCCCACCUCCUUCCUCGCCCCGCUGCUCAACCCGCGCUCGUUCAAGCCCAAGAGCCGGUCGAUCUACCGCGACAUGCACCCCUCCCCCACACCCCCCCCCACACCCGCCUCCCGCGGCCUGCUCUUCCACCAACAGCAGAUCAACGCCCUCCGCUCCGACCCCAACCAGGAAUCCGAGCUCCAGGUCGAGCUCAACUUCAUCGCCCACUCGCGCCUCAAGGUGGCCGCGAAAUACCAGGACAGACUCGUCUAUCUGCGCGCCAAGUUGAAGGGCGCACUCAUCCGUGAACUCUCCUCCUGA
Messenger RNA from Puccinia triticina, 1401 nucleotides. RefSeq lists its product as uncharacterized. The record is from RefSeq and is a predicted model, not a curated record. Bases 1 to 1401 code for a protein of 466 amino acids. NCBI's taxonomy places the organism in Eukaryota, Fungi, Basidiomycota, Pucciniomycetes, Pucciniales, Pucciniaceae. The transcript is spliced from 6 exons.